Molecule: messenger RNA, 504 nt
Organism: Schistocerca cancellata (South American locust)
Lineage: Eukaryota; Metazoa; Arthropoda; Insecta; Orthoptera; Acrididae
Product: protein qua-1-like
Exons: 2
Coding region: 1-504 (167 amino acids)
Source: RefSeq, a predicted model, not a curated record
AUGAGGAUACGGACAAAGGGGGCAACGGGGACACAUAGGGAGGGAAAGGGGGCAACGACGGCACGGAGGGAGGGGGCAACGACGGCGCGGAGGGAGGCGGGCAACGACGGCGCGGAGGGAGGCGGGCAACGACGGCGCGGAGGGAGGCGGGCAACGACGGCGCGGAGGGAGGCGGGCAACGACGGCGCGGAGGGAGGCGGGCAACGACGGCGCGGAGGGAGGCGGGCAACGACGGCGCGGAGGGAGGCGGGCAACGACGGCUCGGAAGGGGAGAGGGCGGGCAAAAAGGGCGACGGCGCGGGCAAAAAGGGCGACGGGGCGGGCAAAAAGGGCGACGGCGCGGGCAAAAAGGGCGACGGGGCGGGCAAAAAGGGCGACGGGGCGGGCAAAAAGGGCGACGGGGCGGGCAAAAAGGGCGACGGGGCGGGCCAAAAGGGCGACGGGGCGGGCCAAAAGGGCAAUGGGGCAGGCCAAAAGGGCGACGGAGCGGGCCAACAGGAAUAG